Molecule: messenger RNA, 920 nt
Organism: Puntigrus tetrazona (Sumatra barb)
Lineage: Eukaryota; Metazoa; Chordata; Actinopteri; Cypriniformes; Cyprinidae
Gene: mgst2
Product: microsomal glutathione S-transferase 2
Exons: 5
Coding region: 73-492 (139 amino acids)
Biological process (GO): leukotriene biosynthetic process
Cellular component (GO): nuclear envelope; endoplasmic reticulum; membrane
Molecular function (GO): leukotriene-C4 synthase activity; glutathione peroxidase activity; glutathione transferase activity
Source: RefSeq, a predicted model, not a curated record
CCUUAUUUCAGACUUUUUCGCGAAUAUUUAUUUGAAGAAAAAGUAGUUAUAUCGGACAUUAUCACCACAAAUAUGAGCACGGAUUUGCCAGUGCUCCUCGCAGCAGUGUCGAUACUGUCUGCUCUCCAUCUGGCAUUUCAGGCAAGACGUGUGGGAUGGUCAAGGAUGAAACAUAAAAUUAUGCCACCCGCUGUUACCGGCCCACCUGAGUUUGAAAGGACAUUUCGUGCACACCAGAAUAGUGUAGAGUCAUAUUCCAUUUUCUUGGUGGUAUUGUGGAUCUCUGGCAUCUUUUUCAGUGAAGUGCUUGCUGCUCUUGGAGGACUUCUGUAUAUUGUGGCCAGAGAAAUGUACUUUACUGGCUAUAUUAAUGAAAGCAAGAAAAGGUUGAAAGGGUUUUACUUGGUGUUGUGCGCCCUGUUAUUCCUAACUGUGAUGGCUACCAUUGGAAUUAUUCAAUCGUUUUUGGACAAAUAUCUCAGGCGUCUCUAAAUAAUUUCAUCCAUUUUUAUUUUUUCAAAACAGUUUUCACCAGUUUAUUAAACAAAAGGCAUGUUAAAUGUAUACUUACACCAUACAUGUUUCAGAUAGACUUGUGUUUAUUAUGUUUCAUGUAUCAGUUUUUUAAUUCUAACAUUUAUAUUACAGUAUUGAUUCAGAGGACCCGUAUAAACUCUAAAUGAAUAAAUCACUGCUAUUCGCUUGUUAAAAGCAGGACCUUUAUGGUGAUUUGUGUGUUACAAUUUAUAGAUUUAUGCUGAAAGGAAAAAUGGGUCUUAUUAUAAAUGCAGAUUGUCUUGAGAAACAUUAAAGUGUUAUUGUCACUUUGUCACUUCCUUUCCUAUUUAGAGUAUUUUUGAACAGGUUAGAACUUAUAAGCUGAAGUCAAAAGAAAUUAAUAAACCUUUUAAAUAUUUUAA